Molecule: messenger RNA, 521 nt
Organism: Drosophila busckii
Lineage: Eukaryota; Metazoa; Arthropoda; Insecta; Diptera; Drosophilidae
Product: oxidoreductase-like domain-containing protein 1
Exons: 3
Coding region: 128-484 (118 amino acids)
Cellular component (GO): mitochondrion
Source: RefSeq, a predicted model, not a curated record
UUAAAUUAUGUUGUAAUAGUACAUUUGUUAUUUACAUAUAUUGUUUAAGAUCUGUCCCCUUUCGAUAAAAUAUACCCUCAAAGGUGCUGCAGCAACAGCCGAUGCAGUGAGAAACUAUCUGGCUUUAAUGCUGGCUCCGCUGUGUCUUAGCUGCCCACGCUGCCAGCUGCUUGGACGCCAUGGAGUUCGCUUAGCUAGAGCUGUGUUGGCCAAGCAAUUGGCCGAUAAUAAGGGCUCAGACAUUGAGAUUCCACCGGAGCCCACCAACUGCUGCAUGUCUGGUUGCGCCAACUGUGUGUGGAUUGAAUACGCUCAGACACUAACGAAGCUGCUGGAGGGCAAUGGCGAGCGUGCUCGAGAGAUUGUGCUGUCGAAGAUACAAGAUCCAAAUCUUCGAAUGUUCUUAGAGUUAGAAUUGCGCAAUAUUAAACUAAAGAGCGAGGAGGAAAAACAAACGAAAGGGGAACCAAAACCACAAAAAUAGUACAAAAUUGGCUGCCAAAAAAUUCUAAAUAAAAAAA